AUGCCUGCACUUCACCACUCCGAGCUCGAAGAGGCGCAACAGGGCCAGGCCGACUAUCUCGCAAGCCUCGCCGCUCAGGUCGAGGCGCAGGUCGUCGCCCAGGCACACAUCAACGCCAAGAUCAACGAGGACACUCAGACCAUCCUUCGCGCACAGGAGAUGGGCUGGCGUCCCCCUUCACCGCUCGCUCCGCCCAAUGCCGCCUUUCACAACCUAGCACGCAGCACAAGCAUCAACAGCAACGCCAGCCGCACCAGCGCAACCCCCGCCACCUCAUCCUCGACGCUGCAGCAGCCACAGCCUCAACCCGCUCAAACAGGCACCCCUUCACGAGCACACUCGUCAGCCACCGCCAACGAGCCACCUCCUGCCGUUUCCGCAUCGCUGUCUCCUGCGCCGCUGGCUGACAACGAUGCCGCCUCGGUGCACAGCGUGGCGACCGACCGCACGCCUCGUCAAGUGGAAGCCUCGGCCGAACGCGGCGUCGCCCGACUCGACCGUGCGCCCACGGGCUCCACGAUGAAGUCCAUGGCUGCGCAGCCCGAGACGUGGGAGGCUGCCUCCAUCGCGGCAUCUCGCUCGGGCGACGCCGCGUCGCCACCGCACGGCCACGACCGCACAGACACCUCCGCCCACGAGGGCUCCGUCGUCGACAAGCUCGCCGUUCCGCGCGAAGACUCGGAUGCCGCACCCAGUCUCAGCGCCAGCCACAGCGCACAGGGAUCCGACGACGGCACCCGCAUCCCGCGCACCCCAGACGACAGCGAAGCUCUCCCCGCCCUGCAUGCCGAUCGCGCCAAGCCCACCGCAGCGACUGCAAUGCGUCCUGCCCAGCGCGCGCUCGAAUCGUAUCGCGAGCAGUCCAACCCCACCGACGCCAGCAGGGACGCCAGCAGUGCAAUUGGGCGAUCCGACAGCGUCUACAGCACCAGCAGCCAGCAAAGCGCUCUGGGUCCGCUUGCGGCAAGAGAGGCAAACGCACGUAAGCUCAGCCUGUGGGAGCGCGAGCGCGAACGCAUGCGUCAGCUCGACAACGAUCCCGCCUCUCGCCCCUCCUCAGCGCUCUACUCCACCUCGUCGUCACACAACAAUGGCAGUGGCUGGACGCGGUCCAAGCCGAGUGAGAGCGUAACGAGCGAUCGCAGUUCCGGCUCGCAGAUCGGCAUGGGUCUGCCACGACCCGCCACCGGCGCCGAGGAUGCGGACCGAUAUGCGCCGGCUGUUGGAUCGACGCGCUUGUCGGCGACGGGUGUGACGCGCUCGCUCAGCACCGACACCACCGCGUCCGAGCGCAGCUUUGUCGCGCGGAUGAAGGCGCGCUACCAGGCGGAAAAGGAGCUGGAGCGCGAACAACGCCAACUCAACGUGCUCGAAAAGGAACGUGCGGCAAGAAGAGCCACCAUGGAUCCCACGCUCUCCUUGCCCUCUCUCGGCGGCGCACGCUCCGGCGCGGGUGGGGGUGGGGGACGAGUUCCCGAAAUCGCGUCUCGAUACCAGAUGUCUGGCACAUCAACGUACGCCCAAGAAGUGCCCGCGCGGCGGUACCACGACAGCCUGCCGGCUGGGUCGCGCCUCAGCGCCUCCUCCACUCCCUCGGCCAGUGGUGUGGACGAGUUCGGCGGUUUGAGGCAGACGAGACCGGAGGCGGCGCAUUCGGACGUGUGUGGAUGCCACCAGUGCUCUGCCCGCCACUACGGCAGUGGCACCACGCGUGUCGAACGCACCGAGCGGCCCCGAGAGUACAACGUGCGGCGCACCUCGAUGCCUGUCCCCGCGCGAACCGGACCGGUCGAUCCACCCCGCGCCAAGCAGCAGGCGAUCUACUCGUCCUCCCCCGCACGAGACGAGUACACGCAGUACGCCUACCGCCCCACGCAGCAGCAUGCUUUCGCCAACGCGCCCACGCGCAGCUAUGACGACUCCCCACCCGAUGCAGCGAGGCGAGUGGCGUUUGCACGCCAACCCCAAAGCAUCCGCUAA
This is a messenger RNA of Moesziomyces aphidis, 1980 nucleotides long. The record is from the annotation of a GenBank genome assembly. Lineage: Eukaryota; Fungi; Basidiomycota; Ustilaginomycetes; Ustilaginales; Ustilaginaceae.